UGUAGUGGAACGUCCUUUCCCAGGGAGAGGUUGAAUGAGCGCUUUUACAAUACACUAUAUAAUUGAGUUGACUUCCACUGAGAAGUUUUAUCAACAUCUCAAAUUGCAUUUUAACAUUUUUAGAUGCAAAACUGAGCCAAGAAAUCUACAUUGUAUUACAGUACUAUAGCCGCCCAUGUUCUAGCAUUCCACAAGAGGCCCACACCACCUCAACCAUCCCUCAAUCCUGGUGGUCAAGGUAACCGAGGACGCUGCGCGCGGCCGCGCGCUUAGACAGACACUUUGCCGAUGACACGAAGUUCCGAGAGCAGAUUCGUAGUUCAGGUGGAGACGCUUUUUAACAGUAGGUAGGAUUGAACUUGGGUAGCUUCGAACUUUUUCACCCCGGCAUAUAAUUUUUUUUAUUUUCUUGUAUGCAUUAACUUUCAAUAAUCCCAUGUAAAGUGUCCAACAAGGCGUCAGAUCGAAUCCCAGUGUAAUCUCGUGGAUUUUCAAAUCGAUGGAUCAUAUUAAUGGUGUCUGUUCCCCAAUGGAAAUGUUUGAAGAAGAUACUGAUCAAAGUACAUCUAGUUCUCGGAGGAGGUGGUCACAUUCACUGGAUGAGAUUCAGCCAAUUCCUGCAUGUUUGAUUGGUUCCAUUGAGAAGGUAAAUAAAAAAAUGGCAGAUCCAGGGCUGAAGCUUCAUCGCUACUGUAGGCCUGUUGGGGUGAGUCUGUAUGGAGAUAACAGUGGGACAUUGCUGAAAAUCUUGAAUGUAAAUAGCAAUGUAACUCAUGAGGACAAACCUCAUGAACCUAACAGAAAAGCAAGUGAUAUAAGUCAUCUUCUACAAUCAAACAUUAGUCUUCCAGAACAUGGGACAAAGCCAGACACAGAGGAGGCGAAAGGAAGCAGUCAUCAUAUGUCAAUGACAACAGAUGAAAAGCCAAAACUGGUGGAGCUACAACAUUAUCCUGGUUUUAGUGAAACAGAGCCUACAUCUCUCCCAACUGGUGUUCACAUUGAUGAAGUUAUUGAGCGGGUAGUAGCAGCCCAAACUCGGCCAAAGAAAAAAAAACCCAAAUACCUGAAAGAGUUCAAAAAUCUGCUCACUAGCCAAGCUUUCCGUUGUAUUCUUCUUGACUCUUUCUGGUGGGUGUUUCUACAUAACUACCAGCCCAAUGAAGAGACUGCAAAGAAACUGUUUUCAAGAACUUCAGAGAACUAUGUCAACCUUUUGGUGCUCUGUCGGUCCUUUACACAUGGUGAUGUUUUCCUCAAGGGGUUUGCAUACACAUUGAGCCAAGCCCUCUACUGCUGUUUCUGUCACUGCUUCCCACAAUCCUGGCGCCAGUUUUGUAGUAAAGAUUUCCUUUUUCAUUUGUGUGAUAUUUCAUUUCAGUGGACAACUGGGAUCCAUCCUUCUCCUGGUGUUAUCAACGGCUGGAAUUUACAAGCUUUAGAGCCUGCGAGUGUCCUUAAGGAGAGGAUGCUUCCAGGUAGUGACACAAGCAGAAGAAAGCCUGGCCAUAUUAGAAUAAAGACUAAUUCGGACGUAAGUGUUCUGCACUAUCAUAAUGAGGAAAAAACAUCUAAAAGCAUCACAAAGCCUUGGUCGAUCUUCCCUGCCACAAAAUUCCAAAGAAGCACUUUUAAUAUAUGUGGCCAUAGCCCACUGAUGCAGCACUACCUAAGAAGCCAGAAGGCAGAUAUGAAGGCUGGCAUGGAUGUCCUGUUGCAAAGAACAGAGAUUGUGCACACAGAUUAUUCUUUCAGAAAAACUGUCAGGCAGAGUGAGCACUCUCAGGCUUCUGAAGAGAAGUGGAUGAGUGAAAGACCAGUCUUUUGACAGUUCCUGGCAUACACAGAAAAUUUUGCUACAAGAGAGCUGCUCCCUGUACUUAACCCCUUCCUGAAACCCUUCUUUUCUGUUUCAAAUCUGCAGAUAUGUGUAGAAUAUUUGAACAGAUACUCAGUUACAGGCCUUCUACUGACAUACCCAAGGCCUGAUUUGCAUUAGGAGAGCAAAGACUUGCUCUUUGUAGCAGAACCACUAACAAUUAUAUACAAAUAAAGCCACUUGUUAUUUCUCUUAUAUCUAUCUCCCUGUCUAUUAUUAUAUGCUGAGAAAAUGUUUUGUGCAGUU
Molecule: messenger RNA, 2125 nt
Organism: Polypterus senegalus (gray bichir)
Lineage: Eukaryota; Metazoa; Chordata; Cladistia; Polypteriformes; Polypteridae
Product: protein FAM227A-like
Exons: 13
Coding region: 500-1828 (442 amino acids)
Source: RefSeq, a predicted model, not a curated record